Molecule: messenger RNA, 1128 nt
Organism: Oryza sativa Japonica Group (Japanese rice)
Lineage: Eukaryota; Viridiplantae; Streptophyta; Magnoliopsida; Poales; Poaceae
Source: RefSeq, a predicted model, not a curated record
AUGUAGUAACCAGUCGGCCCAGGCGCCGCAAACCCUAGGGAUCUUAGGCCGCCGCGGCGCUGCAUCGUCUUGCCGUAUUGCUCCACCGGCCCACCCGCUCUCCGCUCCUCCAGUCCCAGCACUAGCACGGUGACCAAGUCAGACCGGCGGCGCCGUUGUGCUUGUUCGUGCCGGCUGCCACGCGGAGCGGGAUGCCGCGUGCGGUGUCUCGGUCGCCGCCGUCGCACCGCCGGCGCCGCUCCCCUUCCCCGCGGUAUGGGAACCGGCGGAGUCGACGAGAUCGGAGCCGAUCCCCCUACACCUCCACACGUCGGUCUCCUUCUCCAAGAUGGGAGAGAAGCCAGUCCCCAACUCCUAGGAGGCGUAGAAGCCCUCCAUCACCAAGACGACAACGAAGACGGAGAAGUCGAAGCAAUACAAGUUCCACUGUAAAUAACUCCUGCAGCCCAAGUCAUGUAUCAGAGCAAAACAAUUUAAUUGAGAAGCAAAAAGAAGAAGGAGAUAAGAAAAGGCGCCAAAAGGAAGCUGAACUGAAGUUACUUGAAGAGGAGCUCGCUCGAAGAGUUGAAGAAUCUAUAAGAAAAAAUGUUGAGGACCGUUUGAACUCCGAGGACAUCAAAAAUGAAAUAAAACGGCGAGUUGAGGAAGGCAUCAAGCAGUUAUUUGAUGAGGUUGAUGCUCAGCUACAAAAAGAGAAGGAAACGGCUCUGCGUGAAGCCAGGCAUAAAGCUGAACAAGAAAGAAGAGAGAGGGAGGAGUUGGAUAGGAUGCUUGAGGAGAAUCGGCGAAAAGUAGAGGAAGCUCAAAGAAAAGAAGCACUGGAACAACAGCAGAAAGAGCUAGAGCGAUUUUUAGAGUUGGAAAGAAUUCAAAAGCAAAGGGAAGACGCGAUGCGUAGAAAGAAGAUAGAGGAGGAGGAAGAUAGAGCUAAUCAGAUGAAAUUACUUGGGAAGAAUAACCGUUGAUUUGGUUUCAGUAUUAUGAUCUGUUUCAUCUGACAAGAUUAGGCAUACUCGCUCUGUCUCAAGAUAUAAUGGAUUUUUGGUGGAUGUGUUAUAUUUUAUUAUAAUGUAUCUAUCACAUUGUUGACGAAAAAAUCAAACACACCGGCCUGGGAGAUCUGCUUAA